AUGGGACAUGGCCCUACUGAUUUAGUGACCCAGUUACAAAACGACAAAUUUAGCAACAGGAAAGCAAAGAUAAUGGCCAAAAAUAAAAUAGAAAUAGUUAAAGAUGUCAGCAAUGAGUGGGAGUUAGAGCUCAUUUUGAAUCAUAAUAAAAACAUACUCAUUUGUGCUGAAAUAUAUUCAUCAUGCUUUGGGCCCUGCACUGCCCUGGACCGGACACUAGCCAUCAUCAAGCUCCAGUGGAGCGAUGGAGAAAUACUCAUGUUAAGAGUAUUAGUCGACGAAAUUAGUAUUUUCGAACGUUUUAAAAACCAAAGUGAGCCACUUUUUCUGUUUAUUAAAAACAAGAAAAUAACUCGAAUAUUCCGCGGCAUGGACAGCAUCAGGCUUCUGGAAGUGGCUCGACAGGAAUUAGACCAUUUCCACAAACACCAGGAUGCUCUGGAUCUAGACCGACCCACCUAUGACCUGGACCAGUUCACUCCAGAAGAAGAACUAUGGCUCCAGGAGAGAAACACCGAGAAUGCCCGAGUAAUUGCGUUUAAGCAAGCGGUGCGGGCGAAGCGACAAGCGGAGCGGAAACGCUACCGCGCAUCGCUCAUGGCACCACACUUGAAGAUGCUAAACUUCGUCCUCUUUUGGCCUCACGCUAAGCACGCCCAUCCGGAGCUGUAUGAGCGGUGGGAUACGCAUAACAUAAUAAUGGUGGGCCGUGAAGACAUCCAGUUGACCAAGGAGGUAGCUGAAGAUAUCCUCUAUGACGGUGAAGCGGAGCUACUGAAUGAGGCUUCCAUCCACGCGCUGACCUCGUCUCCGGCGCUGGCCAUCUGCUUCAGGAUACUGGACGAGGAAAAGGACUUCGUUGGUCUCGUCCGCUCAAUCCUGUACGAUGCACCGGCCGUGGAAGACAGAAAGUCAACGAGCGACCAGAAAAUCCAGAAGUCUGCCUUCGACCGCUACAAGUCAUUCAGUCCAAGUCGAGAGGAAGUGCUCAGGCAGAGACGUGAAGAGAAUAUUAAGAAGAAGGAAGAACAAAUAGAGCAGAGGGCGAGGAGGUUAUCAGAAAUGCGGCGUAUGGCGAGACUCGCAAAGGAAGAGGCUUUACUCCUGAAGAAACAAGAGAAAGAAGAAAGAAAGAUGCAACUUCUGAAAACUGGUGAUCUUGAUGCUCUACAUAAACUUCAAGAUGAGUCUGACGAUGAAGAGGUCGAUAUCGACAUACCAAACGAACCGGAGCUAGAAGAAGAAAGCACUGAAAUAUUAGAUGAAGAAGAAGACGAGAGUGAAUAUUUUCCACCUCCAGGACUGUUGGUGCCUGCGUUCUACGCGCCUCGCAGCGAAGUGGCCAAGGCUAACGGACUAGCGAUAUUGUUCCCAAAGCUAGUUCAAGAGCGAGUCACACCGCCUCCCGAGGUUCUUCCACCUCACGUGCUGGUGAUGCUGCAGGCCUCCAAGAGACACAGGGCGGUGGACGCACUGGCGAGCCGCAGGAGUGACGUCAUACAUAUGGGAAUUUUUCGUGGCACCACUCCGUAUGAGGCAAAACACAUUGCCUUCACCGUAAAACAAUUCGACUCUAUGAACUUAGUUGUUAAAUCGGAUAUGCACAUAGCAUUUAUGCUGUCAGCAGUUAAAGACGUGCCAGUUCUUCAGCUCAUGGACCUAUUUCCAGAGUACGUCAGUCGCGACACGGAAUCAGGGGAAGAUGAGUGCGCCGCCAUGUUUCCCGUGGGAUAUGCUGAGGGUUACCCGUGGGAUGAGGAUUUUACAGACAGGGAAACACAAAAAGUACCACUUUGAGUGCAUAGAUGGCACUGCCACAGAAAGUUUAGUUUUAAAUCAAUAGAUGGCGCUUUAGUCAAGGACUGGUAUUGCCAUUUUUAAAAAUAAAACCACAAUAAAAUAAUUGAGAGUUCA
Plutella xylostella (diamondback moth) is the source of this 1914-nucleotide messenger RNA. RefSeq lists its product as uncharacterized. NCBI's taxonomy places the organism in Eukaryota, Metazoa, Arthropoda, Insecta, Lepidoptera, Plutellidae. The record is from RefSeq and is a predicted model, not a curated record.